AAAAAUAUUCUAUCUCAUGGUAUGAGGCAACACAUUGAUGUCGCUGUCGCUGGUUUGACCUAAAUCUACACAGAGGAACACCAUCAUCUGUAUCACCUUACGGGACACCUGCACCCUUUCGAGAGUUUAGGAGAGUGACAGAAAAGUUCCUCGUUGUCGACGAAGUCAACCAUAUCAGUUCUUUGGCACCACCAACAGUUGAAACCCAGUAGCUACUAUCAAAACUGACAGCGGUAGAAAAACAAAAUAAAUGUAGAGCAAAAUCCGUACUCGCUAUUCUUGUGCUGUUUACGGAUGACUUGCUAGCCAUCUAGUUGUAGUCUAAAUCGCGAACAAGUAGAAUUUGCGCUCCAUUUCUGAGGAUUGAAAGCAUGAGCUCUAUGUACGCCUUCCAAAACAAAAACUUGUAUCUGUCUUCUCAGAAUCCAGAAAGUCUUGUAGAUCUGAAUAUCAAUGCCAAUGCGACCGAGCGGGCAGCAGAAGAUGCUUCUCCAAACGGUACCUCCGGACGCGGCAGCAACUUCGCAAUCGAACAGCAUGCUCAAUCACCCGUCGCUCCUCCUGCCGCCAUCCGGGUCCCGGACCCGUUUCCGCAGGUCGACCAGAAGGCGCGCAACUGGAGCGACUUUUCGACGCUGCAGAAGAAGAACAUCCUCCGCCGCAUGUGGACCAACGUCGGGCGAGCCACCCUCGCGGCCUGGGCGAAAAAACUCGUGCGCAUCAUCGACGCCGCGGUCCGGGACGAGGACGAGUGGGUCCGGAGUCUCGGCCGGUUGCUCUAUCACACAGAAAAAAGCGGGCACGGCAUAUUUGUAAUGCAAAAAUAAACACACAAAAAAAUCUGUAUUGCGUAUCCGAAACACCAUGCUAUGGGCCACCCAUGACAAGUUUCUGUGUGUAUUUAUUUUUGCAUUACAAAUAUGCCCUGCCAGCUUUUUUCUCUGGGAUAUGCUCGAGGGCUUGCCCAAGUCCAACCGCGUGAACCCGGCGGCCGUGGACUCCGAGCUGGUGUACAAGAUCAACAGCGACUUCGCCGAAAUUUUCCGGAAAACCAGCACGACGAGUUCCGCCGCCCAAAGCGCAUUUAUUGGGGGACCUAAGUUCUUCCAGCUGAGGGGCACGAAAGUAGUAAAUCCGACUGCGACUGCGAGUACAGCUACCGGGGGGGCUUUUCCGAGUCAACAGCAGGCUCCGCUGGGUCCUCCUAAUCGGAGGUAUCUUCAACAGCUCAAGACCGCGGAGCAAGAAGCCGAAGAACAAGCACGUCUGGCGAAAGAGAAAGCGGCAAAGACAGCGGAAAUACGGGCGGCUUUCGUGAAGGAAAUCCGGAAAGCCUGGGGCGACAACGCGUUUCCGAAAGUAGACGAGUCUCAGUCCAAUUUAUCCGCGGAGCAAAACAACAAGCUGACGGGAGGAUUAGCUGCUGCAAGUACGUCGAGCAAGGUGGUCAAGGGGAAUGCAGGAGCCGCAACUCAUCAAAAGACGCAUGCGGGUGCCGGAAUUACCGUAAACGAACGUAGCCGAGCUGCAAAGUCCUCGUCAUCAAAGUCGAAGCAUGUGCAAGAGGGCGGUGCCGGACCCGGCGCAGACCGUUCCGCGAAUGCGAAAAGUGAGGCGGAGCAGAAAAAGCCGUCGUUGUUUUUUGAGCCUGCGAAUAGCAAACAAUUUCAGGGUUUGUCAGAGCAAGAGAGAAAACAAAAGCUCUUUGAAACAAUCCGUAACAAGGCGGGUGGUACAGGAGAUGGUGAGAGUCCAGCAGGCGGCAGUCCAGGCUCAGCAGGAAGAGGUUUUUCCGGAGCAGGCCGCGGGCAAAAAUCCAACCAAGAUGCGAGCUCACACCAACGUCCGCGAAGCAGCAGCAAAGCUGCACAUCACGGCGAAAGAAGCAAGGAAGGAGCGGAAGAAUCUUCCGAGGAAGAGAUGGAAGACAGCGCAGAGCAGCGAGGACUCGCGUUCUUUCGGCAAGGUUUCGCCGCUCUGGAAGCCGGAGAGGUCAAACGAAGCCCAAGAUUGCAGCCAGGGCCCGCCUCGGCGAAAGCCGGAAAUGAACAUGUGCACCAACAAGAGAAGCACGACAAGCAGGAGCAAGAUCAAGACUCUUCUUUUCGCGGGAAAAACAAAGGACCGCAGAAGACACGAAAAGGCAGCGCCGAAUCGGUACCAACAUCACGCACUCCCCAGAGUCAGAAGACCGCACCUGCACCUGCUCCGUCAUCGCAGCGCUCCUACGAUGAGGUCGACGAAGUUUUUGCGUUACUGGAUUCAGGUGAGACUAGGGAGGACAAGGCGCCUGCUUCCCUGGUCGAUCAAAAUAGCGAUGCAGCGGGCGGAUCAGCCGACCUGCUUUCUAAUUUCCUUGCGAGCGUAGUGGGAGCAGCCAACGAAGAUGAACUUCAACAACCAGGCCGCCGUGAAGCAAGCCGCACCGGCAAACUCUUGGCGACUGAUCAAGAAGUUGUGCACCAGAUGUCAGAGAAUCGAAAUCCACCUGCUGCACCAGCCCCACCGCCGGCAGUCAUCAAGUACGCAAGUUUUCGCAGCAUGCGCAAAGACUGGCUGAAGCAAGCGCAAUCCGCCACGAGUGCAGAUUUGUGGGCAAAUAUUCGCACCGAGCAGGAGCCAGGUUUCCGGGACUGGUUCACGCAUUUGCACCAACUCGGCACUGCUUCUAUCGCGGAUCCAAACUUCGCUUUUCCGGAAGAGCUGGAGCUGGAGGAGCGCGCAAGGGAAGCAGAAACUGCCGAGCAACUGGAACGAACGACGAGGCGACAAAUGAAUAAACCUCUCAAGCCCGGGCAGUCGUACCACAUAAGUAGCAGCUCCCGCGGUGGUCAGCCCGUAAUCUCUGCACUUGAUGAGGAGGAUGAGGCUCGAAUUAGCGACAAGAAGCGGCGAAGAACAGCUAGAAAAGAGCCGCAGGAGAAGGAGAAAAGGGCAAAAAGGGCGCGACAUUCAUCUGCACAUGAUGAGCAGAACGCCGACAGGUCAAAAGACAAGAAAUCCCUCCAGCUGAAUGAGCAUAUCGACCUUUUCGAUGGCGAAGAUGGCGAUGAAGCUUUCGUUGCUCCAGCCGUGCCAACCAGUCAAAAGCGCAAACGAGAGCACCAGCAGCAUGCGGUUGACGCCGAGGACAAACAAAGGCGAAAAGAAAAAGAGAGAGAAAAGCGCCGUCGACGAGAGCGGCGGGAGCAGGAAGAGCUGCGAAGGGACCUGGAGUUCAUGGAACAAAACAUGGAUUUUGGGGGGGCUGCUGCCUCAAGAAAUGCAACGCGUCCUGCUCCCACGGCCUCUUCCGGCGACUUCUUGCCUCCGGCGUCCAAUCGCGCGGCGCGUCGGAUGUUGCGGCAGGGCCAGCGCGCACAACAGCUGCAGAACAAUGAAGAUGAUAGCGACAGCGACGACGAGCCGGUGUUCAAUUUCAAGAGGUCUAAAGGCACGGCGAACCAUUCGUACGACAUGAACCUCCAAGACCGUAGUUCUCUCCAGCAAGCCACGGGAGCUGUUGGCGCCGAUCGCAAUAAUUCCAGUGCCUCGUCAAGCGAGGUAGGGGAUCCAGCGGAGCUAGAACGACAAAAGGCUCGCCAGCGGCGGAUUCGACGCGCUGGCAUUGGCAAACUUGACAGUGACGACGAUGAGGAAUGAUUUCAGUAAAUGCUUCUGGUUGAAAUGGAUAAACGAAUUGCUUCCACUCCAGCUGUUUCUUGAGUGAACCAUGAGCCUUUAUGUGAAAAAUGCCGAAUAUUACGUCAGUAAACGAGAUCAUGCUUGCAGCUGCCCAUGCCCUUGACGACAAUCCAAACGUACUUACAUAUAAAACGCAAAAUACAACGAACAAUGGAAGAAGGUCAGACGAAUCUAACAAAUACAGCAAAUUCAAAGGCGGAGAAAGGGGCUUCGUUGUCUUUGGUAUCUGAUUUCAAAGACGCUGCCUGGCUG
Amoebophrya sp. A120 is the source of this 3936-nucleotide messenger RNA. The record is from the annotation of a GenBank genome assembly. Lineage: Eukaryota; Dinophyceae; Syndiniales; Amoebophryaceae.